This is a messenger RNA of Phascolarctos cinereus (koala), 4421 nucleotides long. It is a transcript of the gene FKBP15, whose product is annotated as FKBP prolyl isomerase family member 15. Gene Ontology annotation, cellular component: growth cone. The record is from RefSeq and is a predicted model, not a curated record. Lineage: Eukaryota; Metazoa; Chordata; Mammalia; Diprotodontia; Phascolarctidae. Gene Ontology annotation, molecular function: peptidyl-prolyl cis-trans isomerase activity.
AUCACGUGGCUUCCUCUGUCGGCCUCUAGCCCCUCUCUUCUCCCUCCCCCCUUUCCUUUCGCCCCCUCUCCCCUUUAGAAAUAGCGGCGUUCCUUCUCCUGUGCUAGCCGCCGGAAAGCAGGGCGGGAACGCCGCGGCGUUUUUACGACACCGGCGCCGGGUAGAUACCCCGUCCCUUUUCCUCCCGGGGAGCGACGGCCUAGGCGCAAUGUUCGGGGUUGGCGAUGAAGAUGACGCCGACUUCCUCUCCCCCAGCGGCGGUGCUAAAUUAGCCUCCCUCUUUGGACUGGAUCAGGUGGUUGUGGGCCAUGGAAAUGAAUUCUUCCAGUAUACAGCUCCAAAGCAGCCUAAGAAAGGCCACACAGUAACAGCAGCUGCAAAUCAGCCAGCACAGAAAACUCCUCCGACUGCAGCCCCUGUUGGAGCUUCCACAGUCCUAGCUGCCACAGCGGUCCAUGCAUAUCGAUUCACAAACGGUCAGUAUGUGAAGCAAGGAAAAUUAGGUGCUGCAGUCCUGGGGAACCACCCUGCCAAAGAGUACAGGAUUCUCAUUUACAUAAGUCAGCAACAGCCAAUCACCUCUGCCAGGAUUCAUCCAAAUUUUGAACUGACGGUACAGGCCAACAACUAUAGCACCUUUUAUGAUGACCAGAGACAAAAUUGGUCCAUGAUGUUUGAAUCAGAAAAGGCUGCAGUGGAUUUCAAUAAACAGAUAUGCAUUGCCAAAUGUAACAGCAUGUCCUCCUUGGAAGUUGUGCUGAGCCAGGAUCUUACUAUAGGAGAGGGUCCAAGUGUUGAAGUUGGUAAUUCUUUGGAGGUGGCCUAUACAGGCUGGCUCUUUCAGAAUCAUGGACUAGGCCAGGUAUUUGACUCUUCUGUUAACAAGGAUAAACUUCUUCGAUUAAAGCUGGGAUCAGGAAAAGUCAUUAAGGGCUGGGAAGAUGGAAUGCUCGGCAUGAGGAAAGGAGGUAAAAGGCUUCUCAUUAUUCCUCCGGCAUAUGCUUAUGGCUCUGAAGGUUUAAGUGGACAUAUUCCAUCAGACUCGACCCUGGUAUUUGAGGUAGAAGUCAGAAGGGUGAAAUUUGCCAAAGAUUCUGGCUCUGAUGGGCACAGCAUUAAUUCCCAUGAUUCUGCAACUCCUUCUCCAACACCUGGUGCUGAUAACUUUAGUGCUGAACCAGUAUUACUGCCACCCACUGCAGUGCCUUUUAAACCUGGAGAGCCAGCUGUUCGAACCAAGUCAAACUCCAUCAGUGAGCAACUUGCGAAUCCUGAUGUGACCAAAGCUAAGCUUAUCUCUAGGAUGGCUAAAAUGGGACAGCCCAUGUUACCCAUUGUUCCUCCUCACCUAGACUCCAGUGAUUCCGAGAUGGAGGACCUGAAUGCCCUGCGAGGAACAGGUCAGCACAUGAUGACUGCAUCCAUCCAUCCCUCUCCUGAACCAGCCCUUGUACCACCGAAGCCAAGGACAUCACCAACAUCUCAGCAAUCAGUCCCUGGGAUCCAAGUGCCCUCUGCUGCCUUAAUGCCAGUUGCAGCUAUCCAGUCUCACUCCAAUCUGCCUGGAAAUUCCCAGUCCUUUCAGCCCUAUGCAGGGAUGCAGGCCUGUACCUAUCACCAGAAUGCUACCCCAAUCACUUCCCAGCUACAACCUGUAGGACCCAUGUAUCCAGGACCACUUUCUCAGACUCCUCAUUUUCAAGGCUCAGCUGAUAUUGCUUCCUUUCUCAUGACUGAAGCUCGGCAGCAUAACACUGAAGUCCGAAUGGCAGUGAGCAAAGUGGCCGAUAAAAUGGACCAUCUUGUUGCCAAGGUGGAAGAAUUACAGAAGUACAAUGCUAGCAACUCUCUGCUCCUUCCUAGCUUAUCAGUCAGCAUGGAAACAAGUAUGAUUAUGAGCAACAUUCAAAGGAUCCUUCAGGAAAAUGAAAAAUUGAAGCAGGAGGUCCUUGAGAAGAAAAAUCGGAUAGAAGAACAAAAUGACAAGAUUACUGAUCUGAUUGAACGCAGUCAGAGGUAUGUGGAGCAGAAUAACCUGCUGAUGGAGAAGAGAAAUAGCACCCUGCAAACAGCCACGGAAAACACGCAGGCAAGAGUGUUACAUGCUGAGCAGGAGAAGCACCUGAUGUCAGCAGCAGGAUUCGUUGAGGGGUGGGACCGAGGGAGGCCGCCUGGACGUGGUGCUAAGGUCACAGAAGAGUUGGCAUCGGUGACUGCCCAGGUUUCCAGUCUGCAGCUGAAACUGACCGCUCAGCAGAAGAAGGAAACAGACCUGCAGAUGCAGCUGACAGAAUGCCUGAAGGAAGCAGAUCUCCGGGAAGCUCAGAUCAGCCAAUUGCAGGCACAGAUCACAGAACUUCAAGAAACAUCAGAGCAAGCCCAGUCCAAAUUUAAAACUGAAAAGCAGAACCGCAAGCAAUUGGAACUGAAGUUGGCAACUCUCGAAGAGGAGCUGGCUGACCUUCAGGCUGAGAAAGAAUCUCUGGAGAAGACCCUCUCAGAGAGGAAAAAGAAGUCUGCCCAAGAGCGAAGUCAGGCUGAGGAAGAGAUUGAUGAAAUUCGCAAAUCACAUCAGGAAGAAUUAGAAAAACUUCGGCAGCUCCUGAAACAGGCUCAAGUAUCUACAGAUCAGACAGCUGCUGAACAGGUGUCUCUGGCGCAAGCUGAGCUGAGAUCCCAGUGGGAAGCCAAGUGUGAGCGUUUGUUGGCUUCUGCCAAGCACGAACAUUUGCAACAGUACCGAGAAGUGUGUGAGGAGAGAAAUGCUACUCAGCAGAAACUCACUCACCUGAAAGAAAAGCUCUCUGCUCUGGAGCAGUCUCAAGGUGUAGAGGAGAAGAAGCUUUCUGAAUACCAAGAGCUGGCAGAAGAGAGGCAGAAGAAGACGGGUUUCCAUAACCUGUACUAUUUGCAGUGUGUAGCUCUCCAAUCCAAAAUUGAUACCCUAACAGUCUACUAUGAGCAGCAAAUUCAGGAGUUAAAGAAACAGAAAACACAAGAAACUGAACAUGGAUCAGAAGCACCAGACACUUCAGAGAAGGUAAAGAAGAUCAUGAACCGAGUGUUCCAAUCUCUAAGGGGAGAAUUUGAAUUGGAAGAGUCCUAUGAUGGCAGGACCAUUCUGAGCAUUGUCAUGAAUACGAUCAAGCUGGAGACGCUGCUUCUGUUAGUUCCCCAGGAGCCGGAAAAGGAGAGCAGCAGUGAGGAGGAAGAAGAGCAGCCCCAGAAAGUACCUCAGGAACACUCGGCCCCAACCAUUCCAACUCCAGCUCUUAGAACCCUGGAUCAGGAGGGGCUCAAGCCCGCAGCUAAACCAGCGGAGCAGGAAGACAAGCCAGAGAGUCCACUGCCUAAGGCCUUUGAGACACAGAAUGGGGUGGAGGAAAGACACCACAGGGAUGGGAUUUCAGAGGCAGAGAAAAGUCUAGAAGUGCCACAUCAACCUCUCCCACAAGGGUCAACUAGAGUUCCAUCUCAAGGUAUUCCAGGGCCCCCAACUUCAAUUCCACCCAUGCCACCUCUUCUUGGAGAUGCUGUAGUCUGUGAACCUGAGUGUGAAGAAACACGUGUUGAUAAUAAGAUGAGACAUCACAAAAGCAGCCUGUCAGAAGCCUCAGGUACCCCAAGACAGGAGAGUGAAAAAACUUCGCAGCCACGAAGCCAUCAGGCUAUAAGCCACAAGGAAGAGGACCCACUGUCAGCGGAACUCGGACAUUCAAGGGAAGAACUGAAACCUCCCCUGAAAGAUGAAGAGAAGGAUUACCCCACUGUCAUGUCCAGCACCACCAAGGAGCAGUUGGGCGUAAAUGUAAAUUUUGCAGAACCAGUGGCCACCCCGAAACCUAGCCCUGAGCACCAGAACGCCAGUUUCACAGGUGGUGAUGAAGAUUGCAUGUUUAAAGGGGCAGCAUUGAAAGCAUCGAAGCCAGUUCCAAUGCCUGAUGAUGACGAUGAAGAUGAAGUGAGCAUGAAGGGACGCCCACCCCCAGCACCCCUUUUUGGGGAUGAUGAUGAUGACGAUGACCUUGACUGGCUGGGAUGAAAACUCGAGAGAUAGUACAGAGGUCUUUCAGUCUGCCCUACUCUGCCUUUCUCUUUCUGAGCACUGUUUUGCACAGCUGACCCUGGUUCUGGGUGGGCAACAGGGUAAGAUCCAGAAUUUCUUAACCCUCUCCAGAGCUGAAUUUUCUGGCCCAUCCCAGUAAGCAUCGGGAAAGCAUCCUCCCAUCCGGGAGCAUCCCCCCAGUGUCUGGUGCUGCUGGUGCAGAAAGCAGCCUUUGGCAUUUUACUGUCCACACACAUCUUUUCUAAGUAAACAAAUGGAACUCUGAUCUCCAGCAACUCCUUUGAGAUAGACCUGUGAUAUCUUCUUCCACUAGGAGAUGCUAAUAUAGCUCCUAGUCUUUUUUUUUUCCCCUGGG